AUGCCAGAUAACCCGUCCUUGAAUUCGCAAAGCGCUCAUUCAACCGCCACCAGGUCCAUUUUCAACAAAGGCCCCGCAUUCACCCUCGAAACCUUCUCCAGCCGUGACUUCAUCGUCAAGGACUUUGUCGAAUCCCUAUCGGACACUGCCAUCCUCCCAUCGCAGCGUCGAUCUGGUGGCUCCGGCGGAAGCCAACCCUUCGACCCAAAACCCCUGAUCCGUACAUUCGAGCAUGCCCAGCGUCGCAUGGUCGAGUUGUCUGGCGACCUAGAACUACGAGAAAACGAGCUAUCCGCUGCUGUGAGAAGGGCAGAAGCCCAACAUGCACAGAAUGUUAGUUCCCUUGGCCUCAAGUUGACUCAGGCCAUUGAGUCGUUUCAGAAGUUGGAUAGCUCUCUCAAUGGACGACCAGGAAAUGCCGAAGGUGAUGGCAAUGUUGCUGUCGAAACGGGUAGGAAGUUGGAAGAGCUAGAUCUCCAGCGAAGGAGGGCUUUGGAUGCGCAUUUUUUGAUCGAGUGCUGGGAUGAAGUCAGUAACCGUGGGGAAUUAUCUCUGUUGGAAAACUUGAGACGGUCGGGAAGCGGUGAGGGAAAGGUCAGAUCAGCCCACAUCGCAAGACAGUUGCUCAGGAUAAGCCAAAGUCUGGACCCGGCAAGCUGGAGUGACACUAACGCCACCCCGACGAUUAUUGGGAUGGCUGCGAACGGCUCGUCUACUUCGAAAAGAAUAAAUACAAGAGAAAUUAUUGAGAAGUUUUCAGAGACCUUGGAGAAGGAUUUGCUUAAACAGUUUGACGACUUUUAUCGGAAAGCAAACUUUGAUGGCAUGCGAGACUGUGCAGCUGUACUAUACGAUUUCAACGGCGGCGCGAGUGUUGUUGGAUUAUUUGUUAAUCAGCAUCAGUUCUUCAUUGACCGCAGCCAGCUCAUCACUGAGGAAGUUGGAGGUGAUGUGGAAACAUGGGAGAGGCUGGCCGAUCCCGAUGCUGACCCUCCAGGCAUUGAACCAAGCCUGCAGUCACUUGUUGAUGAGGUUAAGGUGGUCGUUCAGGAGGAAUCUACGAUUAUCAAACGAGCUUUCCCAUACUAUGAGCAGGUUCUUGACAAGUUUCUUCAGAGAAUUUUCCAGCAGUCGAUACAGCAACGGUUAGAGAUGGUAUUAGACAAAGCCAACAGUGUAUCAUCUCUGGCCUUCUUAAGAUCGCUCCAGACAGCUCGGAGUUACAUUAGCGGUCUAGUGGAUGAUAUGAAAUCUCAUGGAUUGACAGAACACCCAGAAGCCAUAUCCUCAAAAACUGCUCUUAUUUUGGACCAGCAAUUGGAAGACCUUUUUAUUCCAUACUUUAGUAGCUCAUCAUACCUUGAAAGAGAGAAGAGAAAUCUGGAAGAACUCUAUACAUCGCUGAUGUUCAAGUUCACAACCUUCCAUACUCGCCGAAAGAAAGCUACCACCACUUUUAUGUCAUCCCUAGCUAAAUCUGGCAGCGAACUCAUCAACUCCGCCAAAGACGCAUAUCUCAAUCGACUCGAUUCCUCAGAUUUUACCCCCACUCAGAAGAGAAUGUUACUACGCGUAGCUGGACUGAAAGACAAUACAGAUUUGCAAAAACAGCAUGAAAUCGAGCUCACAGAGGAAGACGGCAUUUUGAAUAUCGCCUUUGCGAAACGAAUGCUGAAGUGGCUGGCGGAAGGAGUUGGACGAGAUCUAGAGUUGAGCGUUAGUAGCGAAAUACCAAAGGAUGUCUCUGCGCUUCUCACUAUGCUUUUAACUAUGAUGGGAGAGGGAUAUGUUGAACUUGCGCUUGACGGAGCUCUCGAAUCAGGCUCAAGCCAAGAGUUCACCAAGACGAAGCCGGACUUCUCAUAUCUUCGCAAUUUGCGUGCGGCAAUUAGCAUCACUCAUCUGAUGAUAACAUGCAUAAACACCGUACUUAUUCCACUAGCUGCUGGGAACAUUACAAUUAGAAGGGACAUGGAGAAGAAGACCGCCCUCAUGAUUAACCGCAUCGAAGAUAAGAUCAAUUCUAUCGAACAAAAGACUGUGGACGUGACUUUGUCGUGGGUUUCACGGCUCCUUUCCGGCCAGAAAAAGAAUGAUUUUCGCCCGAAGGAAGGUGCGGCGGAUGGUGGCACUGCGUGGUUGGAGAUGUUACAAACUCCCACCUGCGCAGCCAUCUCCACAUUCCUAACCUGGCUGCACACCACGAUCCUCACCUCCCUACCCGCCAGCGGCUCCAACAUUAAAAUAUUUCUCACUGAAAUUGCCCUGGGGGUCCGCACCUUGCUCCUUGAGCACUUCAAACGCUUCCCAGUUAAUGGCCCCGGCGGCCUCAUGGUCACCAAAGACAUGACCUGCUACGCAGACCUGCUGCGUUCCUGGGACAUCGAUGAUGCCGUCAAGGGCGUUGGCGGUGCACUCGAUGUCUUGUUGGAAGUUGGUAGCCUGUUUGUGGUUGGUUCCGAGGCACUGAGAGAGAGGGUCCGGGCGGGAACCACAGCGACAGGUGGCAGGGAUGCAAGUGGCUCUGGAAGCAGUAGGACAGGAGGAUCUGGGGGUGCGGCGCAAGGGACGCCGGGGACGGGAUUAUCGGUUCAGGAAGUUAGGGCUUAUAUUUUGAGGAGGGAGGAUUCGGGAUCUGCGGGGAUGCAGAGUGUUUUUAAUACUCUAUAA
Paracoccidioides brasiliensis Pb18 is the source of this 2670-nucleotide messenger RNA. RefSeq names its product exocyst subunit SEC10. Gene Ontology annotation, cellular component: cytoplasm; exocyst. Gene Ontology annotation, biological process: exocytosis; Golgi to plasma membrane transport. The transcript is spliced from 2 exons. The record is from RefSeq and is a predicted model, not a curated record. The coding region runs from base 1 to 2670 and encodes 889 amino acids.